Aphanomyces astaci is the source of this 8689-nucleotide messenger RNA. RefSeq lists its product as hypothetical. Gene Ontology annotation, cellular component: cytoplasm. NCBI's taxonomy places the organism in Eukaryota, Oomycota, Saprolegniomycetes, Saprolegniales, Verrucalvaceae. Bases 20 to 8155 code for a protein of 2711 amino acids. The record is from RefSeq and is a predicted model, not a curated record. Gene Ontology annotation, biological process: autophagosome maturation. The transcript has 5 exons.
CGUUUUCAUCGUAAUCACCAUGGCAACUCUUGUGCGGAAGAAGGCCAAGCCAAAGCAGCGAACCCACCAAGAACUGACCGACCAUCCGUUGGUGGCGAGCGGCGCACCCUACCGUGGCAAUGGCGGAACAUCCUCCAACAUGCAGGAAGGAGGCAUCGCACACGAGACAAGUCCCAUCAAGAUCCACGUUUCGCCCGACGACUUGCUGCUCAUGGAGAACUUCAACGGGCAGAGUCCAGUGACUCCGAGCGCGCCAGAAAUUGACAUCCUUCGAGACAGCAAACACAACGAGCAACUCGAUCACUGGGAAGCCAUCAUGAUGGGCAGCCCCAUGACACCUCUGAUGUCGAUGGACCCGAAUCACAUGCGACAGCCGGACGAGUUCUCAUUGACGGGCGAGAACCCACCGUCGUCGUCCGAGACGGCCACCGCGCCUGUCCAGCUCAAUGGCCAAUCCCCCGACUCGUCGCCGUCCUUUCUCGAGACCCAAGUACCCCCUGUCGAGAGAAAGUACACGCUUCCGCCCGCGUCCGUGACGAUAUCGUCCGUCGCCGACCUCCUCGCGCCGUCCAAGUCGUCCCGCUUGCACCUCACCGCGCCAGUGUACCCCGUCCUCGCGCAACUCAAGCCCAUCGUGCUUCCGCAAUCCCAUCGCGUCGUCGCCCCUCAGCCGUACAUGGAACGGCCGCUCCUGCCUCUCCAAGAGGUCCCGCGCGUCCCCUUGCGGCGCUUCGAACACUACGACGACCACGUCCAUCUUCGCGACCUCUCGCUCCGCCACUAUGAGGAACGGUCGCGCGCCAUCGAGACCGCUCCGGACGAUUUCUACCGCCUCGUGGAAGCCUACCUCCACUUUGACCAUGCAUUGCGCCAGGCCCAUGUCCAGCUGCUCCAGCGGAUCGCCGACGUCGACGAGCGCCGCGCCAACGUGUGGACGAUUGACUUUGAGUCGGCAUCCACGUCGGCACUGUGUGGGGACUUGAAAACCAUCGACGAGUCUGUCGAGUACCAAACUGCCAGCUUAAACCCACAGCUCCAAGCCAAUCUCGCCGAUGCUUUGGGUCAGCUGCGGCAGUUGCGCACGGCCGAGGCAUCUCUGCAUCUGUUUGAUCGGGCUCUGGGGUUUCUCCGCGUCGAACUAGCCGUGGACGUGGUCGUGGAGGGCGGGGACAUGGGAAGCAUCCAGACAGCCAUGGACACGCUCUUCUUCUUCGAGAAGCAUCUGACCACGCCGCGCUUCAUGGGGACCGUGCCGUCGUCUGUGCGUCGGGGGCAGCUGGUGCUGGAUAAGCAGGCCAAGGGCCUCGUGUGUCAUGCGUGCGGCCACGUCACGGCCAUAUCGUCGUCGGCCGUUCGAGUGGUCUCGUGCGGCCGAUGCGAUGCGCUGGGGUUUGUCCCGCAUACAACCAUCGCAGUCUCGUCCAAAGAGUUCACCGCCGCCAUCGCCCAAGUCCGCCGGUCCAUCCAGCACUGGCUCACGCGAUGCAUGGCCAAACUGCAUCAACUAUCAUCGACCCCACAUGACGAAAACGUGGCUAAACAUGGGGAAAACGUGGCUAAACAUGGGAAAAACGUGGCUCAACAUGGGAAAAACGUGGCUCAACAUGGGAAAGACGAAGCGGUGAUGCCGUGGCUGAUCGCGCACCUGCUGCACCUGCCGGGGCUGGCGCUGGAGCGGCAGUGGGCCGUGGGGUUCGUGCACUUUGCGCCCCCGUCGGCGUGGACCGUGGCGACGUUGGACCACUUUCUGGCCAUGAUGCAUCUGCUCUUUCACCCGGCGGUGCUGCCCAUGCAAUACGCCGCUGCUGCCGACGACGAUGUGGGGGUUGGCGGGGAAACUUCCCCGCCGCCAGACGAGUGGCUGCUGAUGGAACUGCCAUCGCACGGGGAAUUGUCCCUGUUGGACGCCGACUACGUGCUGUUGUGGAGGCAAUUUCCCCUCGACACGGCGUUAAGCCACUGCAUGACACUGGCGCCCCACGACGCUUAUAGCCGACUACUGUACCUUGUGAACGAAUGCACAGUCGUGUUUGAAAAGUUCGCCGACUACGACCAGCUCGUAACUUCGGUGUCGGACGCACUGGGAAAAAUCCUCGUGACGGCAUCGCAGACUUCCCACGGGUCGCUCUUUGACCAGUUGUUCCAGAUUGGGUUGUUUGGGGUUGUGAUGGCCAGAAGCCCCAAAGUGUAUACAAGUUUGCCGUCAUGGGCGUACCACGCCCUGAGCCCCAGUGGCCAAUGGGAUGCGCUCUCCGCCUUCUUCUUUCAGCCAUCCAUUCCGUCCUCCGCGCUCAAAGCGUACAUCCCGUUCACAUGCUUUAUGAACGACCAUCCGUCGCUGCGCCUUCGAUUCUACCACGAAGUGAGCCGAAAUCAAGCGCUGCUGGCCGCCCUCGGCGUGCUCGCUAGCCACACCCCGUGGAGCGAGCUCGUACAAACCAUCGUACACGAGCUCUUUCUGUGCUACAUGGCCACGCCAGACACGCUCUUGGACGCGCACGUCCGCACGCUGUCGGGGGUGUGCACGGCGCACCCCUGCGCCCUGUCUCAGCUGCUGACGCUCGUGUGUCAUCACGACACGGGCAUGGCCGUGUUGCCCCAGCUGCCCAUCCGGUUAUGGCAUCCGACUGAAGCUGACUUGGGCGUGUUUCAAGCAUGGCUCAUGCUCGACCACGUCCACGACCCCAAGAGCCAGCUCGUGCGGACGCUGCUGGACCGAAUGAACUGGGGUUACUUGGACGACCAAUCACAGCUCGCUUUGCAUCCAACCGUGCAUCGACACGUGGCUCUCUUACUCGUGGAUGCCACCGUACACCACUCGACCAAUGUAACGUGGAGUAGCCGCCUCGUUGCCUUUGAUUUUGCCCAGUGGAGCUGGCAACUCGUUCUAAAACUGCACUUUUACUCCCCACGAACGUACGAGCCCUACUUGACCCUCGUCCGCCUCGACUCGGAUCUGACCCGACACGCCAUGAUCCUCCGGAGGUACGCCAAGAGCCUCCCCAAGUCCCACGUUGUGCUGGGCAAGGCCGAGCACGCCAUGGACAGCCACAGUUGCAUCUCGUACGUUGAGCCGGGGACUAGUACUACUAGUACUACUAGUACUAGUACUACGCUGGUCCAUCCCGAAGAAGAAGAGGAUGGGGUGGUGCCGUUGGCCGAGAUGCAGCCGAUUGUGCUGUACGUGGUGUGUCAGGUGACGGAUCAUUUGUACUCUACCUGUAUCGACAAGUUUGCGCCGCUCUUGUCGCUCGUCCUGGACCACAACCGCCCCGUGGCCGUGCUACAAGUGCUGGAGAACAUCCUUCCAACUCUGUCGCAGACGCCGCUCAAUCACACGGAUGUGCACACGUUCGUGAAGAACUACCUCGACAACAACGCCGACUGGCGGUCUAUUGUACGUGUUCUGGCCAAGAACUGGUACUUUUUACCAGACUUGGCGAAAUCCACACUGGUUGAUCAGUUGUUGGCCAACGACGACACCGGCGGUAUCUCUCAGAUUCUGCCCGUGAUUGUAUCCACGCUGGAGCAGAGUGUAUGCGUCCAUCCGGCGUUGCUGCCGGCGUUGCUGGGCCAGUUGCCGUCUCCAUCGUGGAUGCAGUCGGCCAUGUCGACGCUAAUCGGGUUCAAGAGCGCCGUGCUACAGCAACCCCGUACGGCGUUCGUGAACGAGGUGGUCCAAGUGAUCCGGCGGCAGUACUUGCAUACAAACUUGCACAGCAACGUGCUACUGGUGUGGCUCGUGGUCGUCAUGGGCGUGCCCAACUGGUCGGACGCGCCAGUUUACCGCCAACUCGUCGACUCUGUGAUCGAAUGUGCGCUCGUGCAUCGACCUGACACGGCCAUGGUCGAGCUUGAAGCCCCGUUCCGGCUCUAUCUCGACCACAUGUGCGCGGUCUUCCCCACGAGUUCACUCAGUUUUGUGCCUACUUGCGUCCCCCCUUCGACCAGUUCGUACUACAUGUCGUCGGUCGUGUUUCGAGGUCAUCCCCCCAACGUGGAGCUAUACUUGGGGUUCCUAUCGCUCCUCGUCGAAAUCCGCAAAGAAAAAGAACUGUUUAAAGCGCUGGGCCAUAUUGUGCUCAAAUCCAAGCUCAAGGUCAAGAGCCUCGACACCCUUCGAGCCAAGGGCCGCCUCGCCACCGAGUUGUACGUGUUUGGCAUCGACACUUCGCAACCGACGCUGUACGGCCACUUGGACCUCCAGUUCCACUCGUGGCAUACACUCAAGCUGUUCAAGGUGGCGUCGUUCGUGCUGCAACACCGCGAGAGUAGUCACCCUGUGGACUUGUUGCUGUGGCAGCUCUUGUUUGCGCUCUACUUUGCCUCCGUGGGCUCCGACUGCUUUGGCUUUCUCAUGCUCGAACUGCACCCCCAUACCCGCAAAGCGCUGCAGACCAAGUGCCGCCGCCUAUCAAAUGCGUACUCUGCGCAAAUUGGUAAUCGAAGCAAGGCGGACGAGCUGGCUCGGACGUACGCUGCCAUGGAAACGUGGCUCGAACACCCCGAUGUAUCGACGUGGCUGCACCAAAUCGACCACUUGCCACGCCAUUACAACACUGCACAGUUGAAACAAGUGCUCGGCUUGAGUCAUGCACUGCUUCACACGGCAGAUACCAUCGACAUGACGUCCACGACCAUCUGGGAGGACAUUGCGCCUUUUCUAUGGCUCCCCCUAUGUGAUUUUGCCUACACAACCCCCGCCACCGCCGCGCCUCUGUCCUCGUCCGAUCCGCCACCGCCGACGCCGCCCCCCCCUUCUCUUUGUCCGUCGCCGCUUCCGUUUCACGCACCAAAGUACGUGCGGUUUUCGCCAGUGGUCAGUAUCGACACGAUGCAAUCGGUGGAGCUCCGUACCGAGCCAUUUCAUGAUCGGGCGACAGUGUACGCCGACGCCGUGGCGACCCUCGCGACUCUAGAGACGGAAUUCCUCGACCACUUGAACGGAUUGUACCAGCCCAAGCACCGCGUAGUCCACACCAGCCGGCCGUGCGACGGUACUUCCCACGAGCCGUGCAAACGCCCCGCGGCGCUCCAUCUAGAGUACACGGAGUGGACGGUCGAUGCAGAUCGCGUCGAGCGCAUCGACCAAUUCCAUAUCCAAAGCGCCAAGUUGGACCUGUGGACGACCGACAUUCCUACUGUUCCGUCGGUGGGAAUGAUGGUCGAUCGAUCCACAUCCCUGGGUCUGACGCCGCUGGACGUGCAAGUAUGCUACCAGAUCCUCGUGAUCGACCAAAUGGUGGCGCUUCUAACUCAAUCCCCCGACCAGUUUCAAUCCAUGGGCGUCCAGUGGUUUCACAAGCUGCUCCAUCUCGACACCAAGGCGACGCGGGGAUUUCCGCCAUUUCAAGAGGUGCUUUGGCGCAGUAUCAAGCGACUGGGCGCGACAUUUGUCAAUGCGGAUGAAACCACCGGUUUACUGCGCUUUAUGCUGCAGGACUGUGCCCGCGUGUGCUUGUUAGCCGACUGCUUCUUCCCCAACCAAACGCCCACGCGAUUCGUCGAGUACUUUGCCAGCAUCAUGUACCAGUCAGAGCACCUCGAGUCCGCGGACCGCCUGGAGCUGCUCUCGCGCUUCGAUAUUGCACUGUGGCUAGACCAUGAUCCGAUCCUAUUUGAUCGAGAUACACUGGUCAGUAUCGUUCUCGCAGAACUCGUGCUUGGCAACGCCAAGCUAGACAUCUUGCGCAUGCACGCCAAGAUGAUUCAUGUGCUGGCUUCGCGAUACCUGGAUGACCACGUUGACAAGAUUGUGUGCGCCCUACUUGGGGUGUAUGACGUCCACUACGCGUCAGAUUUGCACGCCAUGCGGUCGUACUUUGAAGUGCCGACGACGCCGCCAUCAUCCAAGGCGCUGGAUGUGUCCAUGUGGCACGCGCUGCUUAAUAUCCCCCCGAGUUGCUGGAGUCGCUGCAAAGUUGUGCCGCAACUCGUAGACCGCGUGGCCCAGUUUGUCCUCCACGCCCGAACCAAAGCCAGCCAAGCUAAGCAAGUCAAGGACAUCUCAGCCUUGUUAAUCACGUCGUCGGCGGCGUACCCGAUCGUGACGUGGCACUCGGACCAAGCGAUCCUCCAACCCUUGUGUGAUCUUAUGCUGCUGUGGAUCAAAGCGUCCCCCCCCGACACUCUAUGGCCCAUCGCGACCAAGUUAUUUGAAGCGUUCUUGACGGUGCUGUACACUCCUGGGCCGACCCCCGAUGCAACAACCAUCGUAGAACCGUGGCCACCCACUGAAGAAUCAGCCGAUCAAGUACUUUGCCACGCCUUGCAAGCCACGUUCACAUUAUACCUGGACCUGCCGCCAGAUGUCGAUGCGAGUGCCAGAUUGGACAACAUUUGGCAGUUUUAUCGACGGGUACUACUACCCCACGCAUCGGAUGCGUUAGCUGGGUCGUACAAUGCAGUGCUAAGUCGUCUGCCGUGGUCGCUGUGGGGCAUUUCAGAGGACACGCUCAACGAGAUGAAGGAAGGGGUCGUGCCAUCCGUCCAGACGACGACAGCAACCAAGUCCGCGAACUUCAAGUACCAGUCGCCUCUGCGGCCAAAUGUGCUACUACUCGUGCAGACCAUCCUGGCUCAAGUGCCGUGGAGCCGCAUCGCCGCGCACCUGGCGGACCAGCCGCCGCACGUCAUGUCUUCGUUUUACAUCAAGUAUCACGUCCUGCUGUGCCAUGUGCUGCUACUGGUAGAUACCCCCUCAUCAUCGCCACCGCAGAAAAGUUAUCCGCUGCCCCGCCCUGUCAAAGUGGCCGAAGUCGAAGCCAUCUGCAACGGCGUGUCGGCGCUGCUGCUGCACCCGUCCGUGCUGUGCGUUCCCCCGCGGACGGACGCCAGCCCCCGCUUUUACGCGACCUUUGGGCUCCUUCUGAGCCUCUGCGGCCUCCAACUGACCAACGGGACCGCGUCGGGCGAUGAGCUCAAGAAAGCUGCCGCCGUGCUGCACUGCUUGAGUGUGUUUCUGCACCCGUUAUCCCCCGACUGGAAGCAGAACUUUCCCGCAUUCGAAUCGACCAUGCUGGGACUAGUCCAGGCGGCGCUCCGAUCUGUCCUCGACCUCGUCAUGCUACUCCACGCCCAGGUCGACACACUGGACCGGACAUUUAAAGCCGACCACGUGACCGCACUCUACUGCGAUAUCUUUAAGCUAUGCAACUUGCCGUUCAUUUCCCAGGCGAGUUUGGUCGUCGACUCAACGUUGAGUACUAGUACUAGUAGUAGUACUAGUUGGAUGGAGCUCGAGGCCAAAGUCAGCGUCGCCAUCCCCCCGUCGUCGCAAGAAUGCACCAUGUUAUCCCUAGACAAGUGCAUGCCGUGGAGUGUCGUGGGGUGGCAGUUGCUGUGGCAAUUUGCUGGUAUUUCCAAGAGUUUGCCAGCCAUUUGCGUCUCUGUCGCGUCCGUGUCUGUGCUCAGCCAACUCACCGAGCGCAACUUGAGCUGCUGGAACAUGAGUACGUGGCCCCAGCUAAAACUGCCCGAGCUGAGCCAGGACGAGCUGGUCAUCACCAGUGUCAAGCACCAGUGCUGGCUCACUCUGCUCGCAUUUGCCAAGCAGCAGCACUUCGACGCCGACAUCCAGCGCCAGCUCCACUUCUCCAUGCGCAUGAACGAAUGGGUCGAAGAGAUCGCGGCGGCCGCGGCCAUUUCAGACCAAGCCAAGCUCGUGGGGGUCAUCCUGGCUCUCUUGGCGCGGCUGCUGGCCAUGCCAGGGGUCGCCGUGACCUUUAAGCGGGACAUGGUGGCUCGGAUGAGCAAAGCGUGCUGGAGUAUGGGCGACGCACGGCAGCUGUCGAACGGGUUGGACGCCGUGCAGCGGGCGAUGGGGUUUAAUUUCAUGAACUCGUUUGGCAAGCUCAAACAUUCGGCGGAAUUGCAUGUGGCCAUGCUGGCGCUGAGUUUAUUUAUGCGGGUGAACUCCCGCAAGAGCGCGGUGCUGCGACUCGACUAUGGCGCGCCACUGGACGUCUCCAAGAAGACGCUCAAGCUGAUCAAGACGAUGGAAGGCAUGCCCGAACGCAAGGAGGUGGUGCAGUGGAGCAUCGCCUUUUGCCAAGACCCAAAGCGAUGUCUCCGAGAUCUAGACGAGUUCGCCAAGGUACUCAUCACGGAGCUGUACCCUGCGCACGUGUGGAUGCUGCCACUAGUAAAAGACUAAUACAUUGGUUCAUUACAACUCCUUCUUGUCGUCGGCCUCGGCAGGGUCGUCGGCAGUAGUCUUGUCGGCGGUCGGGUCUGUGCGCUUGGUCGUGAGCACCAAGUGCCAUCCGAACUGCGUCUUGACCUUGUGGAUCUUGCCCACGGCUUCCUCGAACACGACCUUGUCGAACUCGGGCACCAUUUGGCCACGUCCGAAGCUGCCCAACGCCCCGCCGCCGCGAGAACCACUGGGGCACUUGCUGUGCGCCUUGGCCAAGUCGGCAAAGAGCUUGAGCUGCGCGUCCGACCCGUCGUCGGUCUUGAGCAGCUGCGCCAAGAGGUCGUCGACCUCGUCUUCGGUGCUCACCAAGAUGUGGCUGGCGCUGGCAGACACGCCGCCGCCUCCGCCCCACGAGGACACGACGCUAAAGAUGGCGAACAGCACUACGGCAGCCAAGGCGAUCCACUUCAUGUUCUUUUCAAUUUCGCUCCACAAGUCCAUGCGAUAUCGCAACUGGCUUUCGUGGCCGCUCGAUUCGUGGCAGUCUCUGGG